UCCUACAGCGUACUGCGCACUUUUCAGUGCCAGGAAUUCCUUAAACCACAAACGACGUGACCAAUAACGAAACAAAGACGUUUGCUGCCCGAAAAACCUUCUUAGUUGUGGACAUUCAUCGCCCGCGUUACCCCGGUAGAAUCUUGCUCAGUACAUUCGUCGUGGGAAGCUUCAGCUUCUUGUAAACGCGCGACCCCUGUGCGGCCAUCAAUCAUGCGUUUCACUACUACGCGACACGUUUCAGCUUCGCGGAGACGCCCAUGCCCGUGAUUUGCAUUCGUAAAAAUGGUUGUGCUACCAAUAUAUCAGCUCAGCGAAAGACUUAACUUGAAACACACCGAGUGACAUCUAUCGGAAACGCUAUCAAACCAACAGUGAAAGAGGGUUUGCAUCACGGAUCAGCGGCGGGAAUGGUUCUCACAUGGUUGUCAGAUCAAAACAAAAUACAUGAAAUACAGUAUGAAGAUAUUUCAAGAUUGGCACCACUGCUUUGGAAGCAUGCGCAAAGUGCAUGGGCAGAAAGUUCCCGCUAACAGCCGUCAAUCAACUGGUGGCUGGAAAACCAUUGCAAUCAUAACAGAUCGUAGCAACCAUCAGGCAUGGGAUUGAUCAAACAAAGUUUGCAAAAUAUUUUCCUUUCAGCAUUCUUGUGGUACCAGAAAUUCCUGUGCAGUGCAGGUUAAUACCGAUUAAUUCCGUGAGUUUUCCUCUGUUUUGUUUUCUAAUUUCUAAUGUCUGCUGCACGCCGCACCGUCACUCGUGGUGGAAGCAAAUCCGGCCGCGGCAAGGCUAGACCGUCUAUCUCGAAGGGUCACCCGGUCGGGGGUACUUUGGCGAAGGAUAAACUCACUACCAGACAGGAGAGUGAAGAAUCGGAAUCUUCCGAACCGAUUUCAUCAUCCGACGAGGAAGAACGCUGGAAGGAAUCGAACAACACCAACGAUGUACCGUCCGAGUACUGGCACAUUCAGAAGCUGGUCAAGUACAUGAAGGCUGGCAACCAGACGGCAACGAUUGUGGCUCUGUGCUGCCUAAAGGAUCACGACCUUACGACGCAGAUGAACCAAAGGGCGAUUCAGGACUGCGGCGGGCUGGAAGUGCUCGUCAAUCUGCUCGAGAGCAACGAUCUCAAGUGUCGACUGGGGGCACUGACGGUGUUGUCGGAGAUCUCGUCCAACUUGGACAUCCGCCGUUCGAUAGUUGACCUAGGAGGUAUUCCGCUGUUAGUGCAGAUACUGUCGGAACCGGGACGGGACCUGAAGAUCAUGGCGGCGGAGACACUCGGAAACGUCGCCAAGGUACGGCUGGCCCGCAAGCUGGUGCGGAAGUGCGGGGGCGUACCGCGGCUGGUCGAUCUGCUCGAUGUCAAUAUCAAUGUGCUCCGCUCGCUGCGUGACCAACUGGGCGAGGAUGAGCGGGAAAUGCUGGACAUGGCCCGGGCUGGAGCCCGAGCACUUUGGUCACUCUCGGAGUCGCGUCACAACAAAGAACUGAUGUGCAAGGGGGGCAUCGUUACGCUGAUGGGCAGACUGCUCAAAAGUGUCCACAUCGACAUCGUGGUUCCGACUAUGGGUACCAUACAGCAGUGCGCCUCGCAGGCCAACUAUCAGCUGGCGAUCACCACCGAAGGAAUGAUUUACGAUAUUGUGUCUCAUCUGACGUCGGAUAACCUGGAUCUCAAACGGCAGUGCAGUUCGGCUAUUUUCAAGUGCGCCAGUGAUAAGACCGCUAGCGAUAUGGUGCGGGAAUCUGGUGGAUUGGAACCGUUGGUAGGUAUUGCCAAGGAUAAAUCAGUUCGCGACAAUAAGCCUCUGCUAGCUGCAGCCACUGGGGCUCUGUGGAAAUGUGCCGCCAGUGAAGCCAACGUCAAAAAGUUGGAUCAACUAAAAACGGUACAGGUUCUCGUUCAAUUGUUGAACGAUGAAAGCGAAGAUGUUCUUACGAACGCAGUUGGGGCCAUAUCUGAAUGUGUCAAAUAUCAGAAUAACCGUGAAACUCUUCGCACCUGCGGAGGAAUUCCGAUGCUUGUAAACUUAUUGAAUAUGACGCAUGCUCCGUUGUUGGAGAACAUAGCGAAAACUCUAAAGGAAUGUGCGUUCGAUGCGGAAAGUAUGACAAUAAUGGAAGAAUUGGACGCAAUUCGGUUGAUUUGGUCACUGUUAAAAAACUUCAACCCGAAAGUUCAAGCUCAUGCCGCUUGGGCGUUAUGUCCAUGUAUCGAAAACGCCAAGGAUUCCGGUGAAUUGGUUCGAAGUUUUGUCGGUGCCCUCGAAUUGGUUGUCGGCUUACUCAGCUCGCGUGAUAAUUUUGUACUUUCGGCAGUCUGUGCCGCUAUCGCAACCAUCGCUAAGGAUCGCGAGAACUUAUCGGUUCUAUCCGAUCACAAAGUCAUCCCAAUGUUGGCGCAUCUUGUUUACACAACCGAUGAUUUACUGCGAGAAAAUCUAGCAGCCGCUAUUGCCAGUUGUGCUCCGUAUGCUUCGAACACGCAAGAACUGGGCAAACUACGCACAGUGACACCCAUCGUUGGUUACAUGGUAAGCAACAACCCUCGGGUUCACCGCACAACAGCAAUGGCUCUACAGAAGCUCUCGGAAGAUCCUCAGAACUGCAUCACGAUGCAUCAGAGCGGCGUGGUUCCAUUUCUGCUGGAAACUGUUGGCUCUAAGGAUCGUGAGCUCCAAGAGGCUUCCGCAGGCUGUCUGCAGAAUAUCCGGAAGUUGGCGCUUCGUGCCGAAGAGCUUGAGUUCCGUGGCGAAUGAGAAUGUUAGUCAAAAUGAGAAAAAAAAAUUAUGCUCAAUUUUAUAUCACAUUUUAGCUGUUCGAAUACACGUUUCUGAACU
This is a messenger RNA of Wyeomyia smithii (pitcher-plant mosquito), 2843 nucleotides long. It is a transcript of the gene gudu, whose product is annotated as armadillo repeat-containing protein gudu. Bases 732 to 2762 code for a protein of 676 amino acids. The record is from RefSeq and is a predicted model, not a curated record. Lineage: Eukaryota; Metazoa; Arthropoda; Insecta; Diptera; Culicidae. The transcript is spliced from 5 exons. Gene Ontology annotation, molecular function: protein binding.